AUGCGGUUCUCACGCAUUGUACCAGUCUUGCCUCUGGCGACUGCAUUUGUCAUUACCGAACCGGAAGUCUUCUCGAACAUUGAGAAGUCUGGAAAGCAGCUUGUUGAUAACGCCCAUACUGUUAUCGACAACGCUCAAAACAUCCUUGACGAUGCUUUCAGCAAGGUCAAGGAUGGCGCCAAGGAUGUUUACAGCAAGAUUCACCAUGCUGGCUGCGACGUUGAGUCGUGGUUAGAGGGCUCUCAAUUUGACGACAGCGUCAUUGACUUCGAGAACCCCGAUCAUCCUCCUCACCACGGACCGCCACACCAUGGCGGACCUCACCACCCUCCACACGACCAAAAGCCGAACCGUACAGUCUACGAGCUCAUCAACGAAAGCAAAUACACCACAAAGCUUGCAAAGUGGAUCAAUGAGUUCGACGAUGUUGUGCAGCUGCUCAACAGCACCAAGGCCAACUACACCGUCUUUGCCCCAACGGACGAGGCUUUUGAGAAGAUUCCCGAGCAUCACCAUAAGCCCUCCAAGGAAAUCUUGAAGGACAUCCUGCUGUACCACGUCACCGAUGACUUGUACCCUGCUGGCCGCGUACUCCACACAUACACCAUCCCAACUCUGUACACACCAAGCAAGAACUUGGGACAUCAGCAGCGCCUCACUGUUCGCGUCACACUCAAGGGCCCCGCGAUCAACUUCUACAGCCGCCUUGUAGCAGUCAACAUCUUCGGUACCAACGGUGUCGUCCACGGCGUCGACUCAAUCCUCGUACCACCCCCCAACGUUGCCUCAAUCAUCGACUUGCUCCCUGGCGAGUUCAGCACUCUUGAGCUCGGUCUCGGAAAGACUGGUCUCUUCGACAAGAUCAACAGCACCGAAUACGAGCACAACGGUGGCACAUUCUUCGCUCCCUCCAACUUUGCGUUCCAGAAGCUUGGUGGGCGUGCCAACGCCUUCUUGUUCUCAAAGUAUGGUGAGAAGUACCUCAAGGCUCUUCUAGAGUACCACAUGGUCGUUGACCAGACACUGUACUCUGACGCCUUCUACGAUGGACGCAAGGACGACAAGGAGACUGUUGAGGAGCGCCCGGGAGGCUACCACUACGACCUCCCCACUGUCCUUUGCCACAAGAACCUCGCUGUUGACGUCGGCCGCUACGGACCUUUCGUUGAGAUUAGGAUCAACGGCUUCUCGCGCGUUACCAUUCACGAUGGUGUAGCUAGCGACGGAGUUAUCCAGGUCGUCUCUAACGUCUUGAUCCCACCCAAGACUUCAGGUGGCGAGCAGGUCUUCUGGAAGGGCGAGGAGCUUGAUGUAGAGGACCUCAAGGAGCGUCUCCAGCCUCUGGUUGAAAACAUGGAGUUGUAA
This is a messenger RNA of Alternaria atra, 1365 nucleotides long. RefSeq lists its product as uncharacterized. The transcript has a single exon. Gene Ontology annotation, biological process: macroautophagy. Lineage: Eukaryota; Fungi; Ascomycota; Dothideomycetes; Pleosporales; Pleosporaceae. The record is from RefSeq and is a predicted model, not a curated record. The coding region runs from base 1 to 1365 and encodes 454 amino acids. Gene Ontology annotation, cellular component: fungal-type vacuole membrane.